Messenger RNA from Sciurus carolinensis (gray squirrel), 1169 nucleotides. RefSeq names its product histone deacetylase complex subunit SAP18-like. Gene Ontology annotation, biological process: negative regulation of DNA-templated transcription. Gene Ontology annotation, molecular function: transcription corepressor activity; transcription factor binding. Lineage: Eukaryota; Metazoa; Chordata; Mammalia; Rodentia; Sciuridae. The coding region runs from base 1 to 519 and encodes 172 amino acids. The transcript has a single exon. Gene Ontology annotation, cellular component: nucleus. The record is from RefSeq and is a predicted model, not a curated record.
AUGCUCGCUGCAGGGGUCGGAGGUCAAGGCGAGCGUCUCGCGGGCCGAAGGAGGAAGAUGGCGGUGGAAUCGCGCGUUACCCAGGAGGAAAUUAAGAAAGAGCCAGAGAAGUCAAUUGACGGCGAAAAGACAUGCCCGCUACUGCUGCGAGUCUUCACCACCAAUAACGGCCGUCACCACCGAAUGGAUGAGUUCUCCCGCGGAAACGUACCCUCCAGCGAGCUGCAGAUUUAUACUUGGAUGGAUGCAACUUUGAAAGAACUGACUAGUUUACUAAAAGAAGUCUACCCAGAAGCUAGAAAGAAAGGAACACACUUCAAUUUUGCAAUUGUUUUUAUGGAUCUUAAAAGACCUGGCUAUCGAGUUAAGGAGAUUGGCAGCACCAUGUCUGGCAGAAAGGGAACUGACGAUUCCAUGACCUUGCAGUCGCAGAAGUUCCAAAUAGGCGAUUAUUUGGACAUAGCGAUUACUCCUCCAAAUCGGGCACCACCUCCUUCAGGGCGUAUGAGACCAUAUUAAAUUUUAUUUACUAUCUCUCGAAUUUUUUUUUCAGCCAGUUAUGUAAAAUAAACAUACUCUUUCCUCCCCUGAUUUUUGCCAUUAAGCCUUUAAAUUCUAAGCAAAUUGUAAUGCAUCUAUUUAGGAGUUAGAUUUGGAUGUACUAUGAGUAUGAAUAUUAAUAGAAAGUCUGUAUGUUUCACGCCUCUGUAAAAUAUGAAGAAAAGUGCUCUUAGCGUUCUGUGUAAAACUUGUUAAAUAUAUGUGUACAAUCAGUCUAAGUGUGAAAGUCAAUGGAGGCAUGGGAAUAGGUUUUCAUCUCUUAUAUGAAGUUUAUACAAAGUAGUACAGGUGGAUAUUUUAAGUCCCAAAGGUGCAGAGCAAAAAUACCAUGAGAUUGUAUGAAAUUUAGCAUAAAUUUGUGAUGUAGCCUAGAGUAUGCAGUUAGAAAAAGGGCCUGUGACAGUGAGGCAGCAGAGGUUUUUGGGAAUGGUAUGAGCUGAAGCAAGUUGAAGGAAUUGUGUUGGAAGACAUGGCCUGCCUUAGUUUGGUGCAAAAACAACAGGUUAGAGAACAGUGCCAUGGUAAGAACUUUUAUGCUUUAAAAUGGGGGCUAGGACAUUUUGAAGGCAGAAACUAAUACCAAAGAAAUAAGGGUUAGAACUUAGGGU